Molecule: messenger RNA, 1940 nt
Organism: Cutaneotrichosporon oleaginosum
Lineage: Eukaryota; Fungi; Basidiomycota; Tremellomycetes; Trichosporonales; Trichosporonaceae
Biological process (GO): rRNA processing
Cellular component (GO): nucleus
Molecular function (GO): protein binding
Source: RefSeq, a predicted model, not a curated record
CAACAACAAUCAUGUCCGGCACGCUCAUCUCGUCCCUCGCGUGGGUCCCGCGCGGGCGCGCCGCCCUCCAGCCGCGAAAGUACGAGCUGGACGAGUCGGAGCUCGAGCGCGUUGGCAAGCUCGGCGGGCCGGGCGUACUCGAGCAGCUCAAGGAACAGAUGAUGGAGAUGGAACAGGACGACGGCGAGUGGGAGGAUAUGGGGGACGACGCCGGGGACGACGACGAGGAAGAGGACGAGGACGAAGACGACGAUAAGAUGGAGGAGGACGACACUCCGGCCAAGCCCAGCGACCCCAGCGACCUUUCGGCAUACAAGAUGGACGAGUACGACGAUGAGCCUUCGGGGAGCGCAGCCAUGGGCGCGUUUGCCAACGUCAAGGGCCUGUCUUAUUACCGCACGAACGACGAGGACCCAUACAUCACGCUAAAGGAGGACGACGAGGAGAUGGAGCGGGAGGAGCUCGCGCUGUUGGCAACCGAUAGCAUGAUCGUCACGGCGCGCACGACUGCCGACCUCUCGGGCCUCGACUUCCAUGUGUACGACGACGCCAACGAGUCGCUCUACCCGCACCACGACCUGAUGCUGCCCGCGUUCCCGCUCUGCGUAGAAUGGCUCGACUUCCCCUCCGGCACCUCGGACUCGUCCAAGACUGGCAACUUUGUCGCGGUGGGUUCGUUCGACCCCUCGAUCGAAAUCUGGGACUGCGAUGUCGUCGAUGGGCUGUAUCCCCAGGCGAUCCUGGGUCCCGCGGGCUCGCUGGAGAAGCCCCAGGCCAAGCCUAAGGGCACGGGCAAGAAGAAGCGCAAGCAGAUGGUUCAGCCGGCUGCGAAUCCCGAUCACCAUGUCCAGCCCGUCCUCACGCUUUCGUGGACGCCCAAGUUCCGCAAUCUGCUGCUGUCGGGCAGCGCGGACGCGACGGUCAAGCUGUGGGACCUGACGCGUGAGAGCCCGAUGGCCGCUCAGAGCUCGUGGGACAAGAUCCACGGUGGUGAGAAGGUGCAGGCUGUUGAGUGGAACCGCUCGUCAGGUUCGGGAGCCGACAGCGCUGUCCUCUCUGGCGGCUGGGACCGGACAGUGCGUGUGUGGGACGCCAAGUCCAAGGACGGCGAGGGAUACGCUGUCUCGGUGGGCGCGGACAUCGAGUGUGUGCGCUGGGACCCGUGGGACGCGACUUCUUUCUAUGUGUCGUUGGAGAACGGCCUCAUCCUGGCGUACGAUGCAAGGACGAUGGGCGCCGGCGGCGCGCAGCCAAAGUUCACGCUGUCGGCACACGACGGCGCCGCCUCGGCCAUGGACAUCAACCCGCACGUGCGCGGGUGUAUCCUCACGGCGGGCAUGGACAAGCAGGUCAAGAUUUGGAACGUCGCCGACGACGAGAGCGAGGGUACGACAGGCCGAAAGCGCGAGGUGUCGCUCGUCGCGCACCGCGACCUCGGGCUGGGCAAGGUGUUUGCUGCGCGGUGGUGCCCCGACGCCGAAACGCCCCUCGCGCUCGCUGCCGCGGGGUCCAAGGCGACGCUGCAGGUGUGGGACGCCGCGAGUAAUGCCGGGGUGCGCAAGGCGUUUGGUGAGCGGUUGCGGCGCGCCGGGCGGGAGAUGGGCGCGAUCAAGGAGAGUGGGGGUGUCGUACAGGUUAAUGAUGGAGGCGACGAGGAGGAGGAGUAGUUUGGGCUCCCGCUACACAUGCAUACCUGCAUUUUCCCGAGCGCCGAGGUGCCAAUCGCAUUAGUAGGGCGCACAAAAGUCGCUGUGAUACAUCCAAAGGAGACACCUUGAGGGCUUCGACAACUCAUACGAAAAUGACAUGCUUCCAAACCACGUCAGAGCAAACGCUCCAAAUUGCUUCUGGCCUAGAUAUCGGUUGGUGGGUUAUCGACAUCUCGUAAGGUUCAUGUGGGCUCUGGACUAGCGGAUUAGGAGAUAUGUAUCCCAUCGAGG